This is a messenger RNA of Cercocebus atys (sooty mangabey), 4763 nucleotides long. RefSeq lists its product as uncharacterized. The record is from RefSeq and is a predicted model, not a curated record. Lineage: Eukaryota; Metazoa; Chordata; Mammalia; Primates; Cercopithecidae.
CACCUCCAGCCUGGGUGACACAGUGACACCCUAUCUCAAAAAGAAAAAGAAUACAUAAUCCACUUUUUGUUAGCUGGUAUUUGGCCUCACCAAGGUGAAGCAGGAAAAGGAAAUUCUAUCUGUAUCAGCCAGAUUCUCUCAGACUCAGGUAUUCACUGCACUGCACGAGGGACCCUGGUGUCCAGACUGUUGAGCAUACCAGACUAGUGAAUGCCCUUCCGAAAGGGCCACCAUGCAGCAGGGCUUCCCAUCGGAGAGCUGUGGUCCCAGCCAAGGCAGCUCUCAGGCCUUGCUCCACCACUCUAGGGAGGCGGCCCAGAUCUGUCUCUCCCAAACAAUGCCUGGGUUUGACACUUCCUGAGAAAGCAGAGAUUGUUCUCUUUGUAUGCCACGGCUCUGGAAUGCAGCUCUUCCUGUAAGGAAGACAAUGGUCUUUAUGGGAAGGCUAGGACUUGCAGGAGGUAAGAUUUGAACAGCAGAGCUGGGAGCUAGCUUUGCUGCUGAGGGAAAUGGUGGGCACAGAACCCCCACGGUGGGCGAGUUGGGGUGUGGGUGUGCCUGUGGGCUGGCAGGUGACUCUGCCUGGAGCAUUGCAGGGGUGAGGAGGAGAUCAAGGAGUUAAGAAAGGUAGUCUAGGGGGAGAGGCCCAGAGUUUUCAACACCAGCCUUAGAAAUCUGGGACAUAUGUACUAUCCUUUGCCAUUCAAAAUGUGUCCUGGGACCAAUGGCAUCCUUGGACUUGAAAGCUUGUUAGACACAUAGAAGCCGGGGCUCACCCCAGGCCUGCUGAAUCACAACCUGCAUUUUAACAGGACCCCCAGGAAAUUCUAUCCUCCUUCAAGCACGGCUCUAGGCUAAGAGAAAGCGCGAACAAUUUUUAGAGCUGGGGGGAAAGUGAUGGGAGGAGUGUUUGGGAAUGAGGCCACUGGGGUGGUUAGAGAACACUCACUUGAGAGUUCCGCAACAAUGCAGGCAUGAGCAGCGAGAGUGAAGGCCGAGGGCGGGGGCGGGGGCAAGGGAGGCAGGUCUUUCCCCACAAGCCACAAGGCCGGAGGCACGCCUCCCGCCCUGCCUCCACCUCAGGUGGCAGGAAUCUUGUUGGUGAUCCGUCCAGACAUUGUGUGUUCUGGAAGUGGACAUCGCGGCAUCUGUGUUUUUGAAGUCAGAUUUCAUUGCCGUGGUUUCUAUGCCUGACCCCCCGAAGUUUUCGCUCCUGUUGCCACAGGGAGCCGGGAGAGCACAGAGCGCUGCUGCCGGUGCCCUGCAGCCACACAAACAUGCUCCUGCUCCUGGCGGAGCCAGAGCUGCUGGGAAAGACAUUUCGGAAGUUUCCUGUGGUUGCAACAAAUUGUUCAAAUCUGCACCGGAGCACCGCUGUGACCUGUCUUUCUCCAUCUUAGGGCAACCAGCUCCUGAAACUGGAAACUCCCUAGCACCUCCUCACCCUACCCCGCAGCCUCUCCUUGUGGAAGGAGGUGGAGCGGGGUUGUCUGGAAUGCCUGGCCUCUCUGUCCAAGCAUGGCAGCCUUGCCCCAUGGGUGGCACAGACUCAGUUUCCUAUGCAUCUUGCCCCAGGGAGGAGGUGGGGGUUCCUUCCAUAGAGAUGGUGAAGAAUAAGGGAGGCAGUGAUCGUCUCUGGGAUCCAGUUAAAUCUGCAUCUGCAGGCAGAAAGAGGCUGGGGGACAUGGAGAGAGUGAUCAACUGGAAGAUUCUAGGGUCCUCAAUUUUGAAUGGUGACAUGAUACCCUGGAAAGGGCAUGAACUUAGUUGUCAGUCCGUCCCUGCCUUUUCCAAUCAAAGCUGAGUGGCCAUGACAAAUUAAUGAUCAUCUCUGAGUUUCAGUCUCCUGUCUAAAAUGAGGUGAUAAUAGCUUCUCGAAGGUUGUGAGGCCCUGAACAUGCUGCCUGGCACAUAGAUGGCUAAUCAAUAUUUUCCUAACCUUCCCUUCUCUGAAGUUGCUACCUCUCUCCUCCUGGGGUCUUGCAAAGAAACUUCUGAAUUAAAUAGUUCCUGCCUGGUAGUUUGUAUCAACUGAAGGAAGACAAGUCUGGACUAUGACAUUUUGAAAUUGAAGGCUACAUUUAAAAAUAAAUGUAACCAUUGGCUUUCUGGAAGGACGAAAUGAAACCAGACCGCUUUCUGGAAGGGAGUCUUUUGGGGCUUCGUUCAAUGAACAGACGGGAGUGUAAUUAGUUAUUUGAUAGCAAAUGGGUUCUCUCAAGACAUAAAUACAAUUUAAAGCAGUUUGUUCUAGGGUCUACAGUUUCAACAUGGCCCACUGCAUUCAUGUUUCUACCCUUAACUUGCCAAGUAAACCCAUAGUUUGUUAGUUCAAACACUAAUCUCUGAUCAGUCUCAUUUAUUCUAAAUUUGUUUUCACACAGUGGCUUCCACAACUCAAGGUAUUUUCUAUUCUUUGCUCUCUGGAGACUGAGAGGUUAUCAGGUGUGGAAAGGCUUCUACGAGUUUUCCUCUAAUAUAGUCCUGGGAAAUACAGAAGCCUCCUCGAAUGAAUGGUCCGACUCACCUUUUCCCAGGACCAUAAAAGUAUAUAUUUUUGUUUCCUAUCCUAAACACAGUGUAACUCACUCCUCCUUUUUCCUGGGAGAUUGUGGUAAUACUGAGAGGCCUGGGGGGUCUCUGGGAUAAAGCAACUUGUAAAACGACUAUGAGGGGGUUCCAGAUCUGACUUAAUCAACAUUUCUCAAGAUCCGUAGACCAAUAAAACUGUUUGCUUUCUUACCACAGUUCCACCGGCUGAUUUAUUUCUCUUACUUGGCUGAAGCUGUCGCUGCUCAAAGCAGUUCAUUUGUCAGGUCGAGAGAAUUACAAUGCACAGGACCUCUUGCUAGUGCUAUCUCAGUUUAUAAAUUUCACGAAUCACAAUUUAUUGCGGUGCACCCCACAGAGUCUCCUAUUAAUAAAUUGUGGCUCAUCAGCAAAAGCACGUGUCUAUGGCUCCCUUGGACAUAGGCUUAGGGUCCUGGAGCGGCCGCACAGGCUGCAUGUGGCCAACACACAAACGUAGCCGGGCCGGCUCCCGCAGCCUCUAUCUGAGUCUCCCUUUACUUGCAAUGACUCUCUGCAUGGCCUGGUUUCUUGUUUUCACCUCUGCAGGGAUGCCAUGUAAAGGAGGCCAGACACUGCCUGUGUAUGUUUGUGUUGUGGUGGGGAGGGCCGGGCCAUAGGAAGAACUUAAUUCCUUCCAAAAUCUACAGAUUUCUCCCUAAUUGAUUUCAUCCACCUGUGGGUACAGAGUUUCAUUAAUAAUGCAAACCUUUUGUUCACUGACUCUUUUCCAUCCCAGCCACCAGCACCACCUCAGCUAGAGCUUUCUGGGCGCCCUUGGGGUUUUUCACAUGCUCUCAAAAGCGAGUCCAGUAGUGACUUGCCCAAGUAGUCAGGUCAGCUCCUCCACUGCACCUUCCAUUUCCUUCCUUCCACCUGCGCUGGCCUCUUCUGCUGGGUGCGCGCAGUUCCCACGGGACAUUCUAUAUCUUCCACUCUCUCUGUCUGCUACUGACACCUAGGUCCCGACUAGGGGCUGCAUUUUGCCCCCCGAAAUCCGUAUGUGAAAUCCUAGCCCUCAGUACUUCAGAGUGUGACUGUAUUUGCAGAGAGGGCCUUUAACAUGUAAUUAUGGUAAAAGGAGUUUGUUAGGCUGGUCCUUAAUCCCAUGUAACUGAUGUUCUUAUAAGGAGAAGAAAUGUGGGCACACACACAAAGGGAAAGACCAUAUGAAGACACAGGGAGAAGACGCUCACCUGCUAGCCAGGGACAGGGUCCUCAGAAGGAACCAGCCCUACCUUGGAAGAAGUUGACAUGCUGAUCUCAGACUUCCAGCCUUCAGAAUGUGGGCUCACAAAAGGGACAGACUCAGUCCCUAGUAAAAUGGAUGGUCUGCGUUCGCUGUGAGAUUCUGCGGGGUGAACAGCCUUGGUACUGUAAGACAAGACAUGGUGUCAGAAGGAGGAGCCCAUGACAGAUGCCUCGUCCAAAAGCCUAAGAGUUGAAUUCGGUGCUCACAAACCUCCCAGGUACUCCUCACUAUCUUUGAAAUGAAGCCUCACCUCCCUCUCUGAAGAGGCAUCAAGGCCUCAGCCUGUCUUUCCAGCCUCAUCUCUUGCCACUCCCUGCCUAGGCAUGCACUCCUCCAGCACUGCCCACAUUCUUUCAAUUCCUCAACAGUUCAGUGUCUGUGCUCCUGGACAUCACUCUUGCUACUCCCGUUUGGCUCAAACAUUUUUCUUUCUGGUGAGCUUCUACUCAUCCUUCAAAGCCUAACUCAAGGGCACCCUUAUUCUAACUUCGGGGUUCAUCCAUCUUCCUCACUGACACUCAGAACUACAGUGAAAUAUUUCCUUGUCUGUGCUCUUCAGGGCAGGUUGUUUAUCUCUCUAGGGUAGGGUUUAUCAUCUGGCAUACUAGGCGUUCAUUCGAGGCCUGUUUUCCCCACUGAAUACUGGACUCCUCCAGGGCUGAGAUCUUGCUUGUUUAACUUUACAUACUCAAAAACCAGCCAUACUAGAACCUCAAUUUCUUCUGAACUAAAGUAAUGCACCUGUAACAAAUGUGACAAAGCCAAGUGGCAAUUGCCGCUUACUCACUGAACACCUGUGAGGGUAAAGUGAGAUGAUUCACAGAAAAGCAUGAUCCUCUUCCACAGCACCUUAUGGUACAUUAUGAAUAAGAGUCAGAUGGAGCGGCAGUAAGAUGGGUGGAGAUAUGGUUUGGCUGUGUCCCCACCAAAAUCUCAUCUUGAA